AUGCGAGAGCAUAAGCUGCUCGCGAACCUCAAGAAGUGUAAAUUCGCGGCGAGCGAAUUACCACUUCUUGGCUGCAUCGUGGGUAAAAACGAUGUGCGCCAUGACCCGGAAAAGAUCAAGGCGAUUAGCGACUGGCCUGUGCCCGUCGACGUCAACGGACUUCGAAAGUCCCUUGGCUUGACAGCGUAUUUGCACAAAUACUCGCUCAACUAUGCCGAGAUGACUGUACAUCUCUCUCGUUUACUAAAGAAAAACGGGAGAUGGUUAUGGAGCGCUGAGUGUCAGCACUCUUUUGAAGGCAUCAAGAAAAGCUUGGUGCAAUCGCCUGUGUUGGCAAUCGCAGAUCAGGAUAGACCAUUUCAUGUGGUCUGUGACGCCAACGAUUUUGCAAUCGGCUGCGCGUUAAUGCAGUACGACUCAGACGGGGUUGAGCGCUUCGUCUGUUAUCAAUUGCGUCAGCUGCAAGCAGCUGAGCGAAAUCAUCCGGUUCAUGACAAGGAACUCCAUGCCAUGUAA
Molecule: messenger RNA, 516 nt
Organism: Peronospora matthiolae
Lineage: Eukaryota; Oomycota; Peronosporomycetes; Peronosporales; Peronosporaceae
Source: the annotation of a GenBank genome assembly